Messenger RNA from Jaculus jaculus (lesser Egyptian jerboa), 3274 nucleotides. It is a transcript of the gene Arhgef37, whose product is annotated as Rho guanine nucleotide exchange factor 37. Gene Ontology annotation, molecular function: guanyl-nucleotide exchange factor activity; protein binding. The record is from RefSeq and is a predicted model, not a curated record. Gene Ontology annotation, cellular component: cytoplasm. The transcript has 13 exons. Lineage: Eukaryota; Metazoa; Chordata; Mammalia; Rodentia; Dipodidae. The coding region runs from base 50 to 2074 and encodes 674 amino acids.
UCGGCGGACGGGCGCAGCCGGCGAGCGGCGCGUGCGCGAACCUGAAGACAUGGCUGAUCCAGGGACAGAUAACCCCUCCUCUAGGUCGGAGAGUCCCAGCCAAGAAGGUGGAGGCUCAGAGGACAAAUUGCUGCUCCAUCAGAGGCUGGCCAUCAGGGAGCUCAUCGACACCGAGGACUCCUACUUGCACUUGCUCCGACUCUGUGCCUCUGACAUAAGGAGUGGGCUCCAGCAGCUGCCACAGGGAGAUCUGGAUAUCCUGUUCUCAAACAUCAAUGACAUCAUCCAGGUGAGCAGCAGAUUUCUUCGUGGGCUGCAGGAGACAGCUUCCCAGGAAGAGGAGCAAGUACAACUAAUUGGUAACUUGUUCCUGCAAUUCCACGAGGAGUUCGAGCAAGUCUAUAAGGUCUACUGUGCUAACUACGACCAGGCCCUGCUGCUGGUCAAUGCAUACAGGAAGGAGCCAGAGCUGCAGCAGGAGAUCCAGGGCAUCAUUGAGGCAGUGGUGCCACAAGCUGGACCUUCAGGUCUCAGUUUCGUACUGGUCAUCCCCUUGCAGAGGAUUACCAAGUACCCUCUGCUGCUGCAGAAGAUCCUGGAGAACACAUUGCCCAGUGCCAGUGCCUACCCUGUCCUUCAGAGGGCCACCUCUGCGCUCCAGGACGUGAACAGCAACAUCAAUGAGUACAAGAUGCGCAAGGAAGUGGCCUCAAAGUACACCAAAGUGGAGCAGCUGAGCCUCCGCGAGCGGCUGGCACGCAUCAACACCCAUACCCUGUCCAAGAAGACCACUCGGCUGAGCCACAUGCUGAAGCAGGAGGCAGGGCUGGUGCCCAGGACAGAAGACAAGGAAUUUGACGGUUUAGAGGAGAGGUUCCAGUGGGUGUUGCUGUGUGUGACUGAGCUGAAGAGCAAUAUGGCUGCUUACUUGGAGAAUCUGGAGGCUUUCCUCCGCUUCCGGCCGCAUGAAUGCGGUGUGGACAUCCCUGGGGGCCCUGCAGAGCAGUACUCCAGCCUGGCGAGAGACCUGCAACAUGAAGUCUUCAUGGAGUUUAAGCAGCGGCUAGAAGGCCUUGUGUGGCAGCCACUGUGCAGCCUGGCCAGCGUCCUGGUGGGCCCUCAGAACCUGAUCAAGAAGCGUCAGGAUAAACUUCUGGACUUUGAACGAGUGGAAGAGAAGCUGUUGGAAGCGGGCACUAUUACCUAUGAGGAGGAGGCAAGCCGGCACACUUACCAGGCACUCAACUCCCUGCUGGUGGCUGAACUGCCACAGUUGAACCAACUGGUCAUGCAAUGGCUGGGCCAGAUUGUGCGCACAUUUGUGGCCCUCCAGAAGGACCUUGCAGAUCAGGCGCUGCAGAAGGCAGAGAGCAGCAUGGCCCAGCUGCCCCACCAGCACAUCUCGGAGCCAGACUUCCGGAAGCUGCUGGAGGACACACUAGACCGGACCAGUGGCCAGCUUCACUCGUUUAGAGAGAGCUUGGAGAAAGCACUGCCCCCCACCACCCAACCACUCCUUCCAGGCUCUGAGCGCCAGAUGCAGGCUCUCCUUAGCAGGUAUGGCCCUGAGAAGCUGUACCAGGUGACAAGCAGUAUCAACGGGACUGGGACUCUGGAUUUGACACUUCUGCGGGGUCAAAUUGUAGCCCUUCUACAAAACAAGGAUACCAAAGGCAACAGAAGCCGUUGGCUGGUGGAUACCGGGGGACACCGUGGGUAUGUGCCUGCUGGGAAACUGCAGCAGUACCACGUAGUACCCAGUGAGAAGGAGCCCAGAGGGCAGGUGGGGCUGCUGGAGGACUCCGGGCUUCUAACACCAGAGCCCACCCAAGUCCCUGUUUCUGCUGCCCCAGCUGUGACCCAGGUGGUGGCAGCAUACCCCUUUGUGGCCAGGAGUAGCUAUGAAGUGAGUCUUCAGGCUGGCCAGCAUGUGAAAAUCCUUGAGGCCCAAGACAAGAAGGGGAACCCCGAAUGGAGCCUGGUGGAAGUGAAUGGACAGAGGGGAUAUGUGCCUUCUAGUUUCCUGGCCACGAUCCCAAGCCCAGCUCCAUGGGGCUGGAGUCUGCCCUCUUAGGGUACCCUCCUCGGAGCCCCUUUUGCCAAGGAAAGGCAGAGGCCUGGAGGCUGUGACCUGCAGGCAAGUGGCAAAGACAAAGGUAGGAGAGGAGUGAAGGAUAGCCAGGUGGCUGCCUGAGGAGGUGAUGGGGUCCUGCAGAGCACCUCACAUGGGUGGCAGCCAUAAUAGGCUCCAGCAGGAGCAUUCCUCAGGCCUGCAUAAAGAAGUCAUUCCAGAGCCUGGGAUUACAGAGUGAGUUCCAGGUCAGCCUGGGCUAGAGUGAGACCCUAACCUCUACCAAAAAAAAAAAAAAGAAGUCAUUCCAAGCAGGUCCCAACUGAUUAGCCAGGGCUUGCCACUGCUUGCACCUGUGCUUCCUUUCUGCCCGUGGGAGCUGGCCACCCACCACCCGGGUGGAUAUGACUUGUAUGCUGAUGGCUGGACGGGGCACUGAAGAAGCCCAGAGCUUCCUGGUUCCGUAAUUCCCUUUCUGCCGCGCUAUCAGGAGCCCUGUAGCUGACUCAUCUCUUCCUUCUUCCUGUUUAGAGUUGAGUUGUCUCUGACAGCAACAGGGAGCCCACGCACAGGGACAGCAAGGCUCUGCUCUAGAGUGGAGGUUCCUGGGUGACUCUCUACGGGGACUAGAAGUGGGUAUGACCAGCCACACUUUUGGAAUGUGUGUGGGCAAACUUGGAGGUGGUUCUAGGGAAGAGGGGGUUUUGAAGAUGGAUUAGCGGGGUGUGUGAGACUGCUGGCGGCAGAACAGCUUGCCACUGUUCUCUCUGGACUAGGAGACAACGGGACUUGGAGGCAAUUAUGGCAGAAAUCCUGUGAAGUAGGUGACUGCUGGCCUGGUGGAUGGGGGAGGUGAGAAAUGGCUUGGUUUCUUGGUUCUGGAAGGAAACCCAGUAACCUCAGGUGGCUGUGGGGCCUUGACAACUGUCAUUUUCCAUUUCACAAAUAACUUAUAGCACUACAAUGAGGAUGAUGUGAGGCUAAGGACAAUGAGGCCAUCAACAACUAGGAAGUGUGACACCAGGGUACUGUAUGAUCAGUGGAACCAGAAAGGCCUCCACCAUGAGCUGAUACAGGCUGGAAGCAGUCUUGCCACCUCGUACAUCCAACAGUGUCCUUUUCCUUAGACCCAGAGUCUUUCUUGGAGUCCUUUUUAGUAUAUUCAGCAUGGAUGAGCAAUAAAGACAUAUUCUGAGGCAUGUG